Pteronotus mesoamericanus is the source of this 1905-nucleotide messenger RNA. RefSeq names its product ER degradation enhancing alpha-mannosidase like protein 2 (gene EDEM2). Gene Ontology annotation, cellular component: endoplasmic reticulum; membrane. Bases 74 to 1807 code for a protein of 577 amino acids. Gene Ontology annotation, biological process: endoplasmic reticulum mannose trimming; carbohydrate metabolic process; mannose trimming involved in glycoprotein ERAD pathway. Lineage: Eukaryota; Metazoa; Chordata; Mammalia; Chiroptera; Mormoopidae. The record is from RefSeq and is a predicted model, not a curated record. Gene Ontology annotation, molecular function: mannosyl-oligosaccharide 1,2-alpha-mannosidase activity; calcium ion binding. The transcript is spliced from 11 exons.
CCCAGAGGCUCCCAGGAUGAGCUGCUGGCGGUGGCUGCUGCGGCGGCGGCAGUGCUGACAGGACGCGAGCUCUAUGCCUUUCCGGCUGCUGGUCCCCCUCGGCCUCCUGUGCUUGCUGCUGCCCCUACACCAUGGUGCGCCGGGCCCCGAAGGCACCGCGCCCGACCCCGCCCACUACAGGGAGCGAGUCAAGGCCAUGUUCUACCACGCCUACGACAGCUACCUGGAGAAUGCAUUUCCCUACGACGAACUGCGACCUCUCACCUGUGACGGGCACGACACCUGGGGCAGUUUUUCUCUGACUCUAAUUGAUGCUCUGGACACCUUGCUGAUUCUGGGGAAUGUCUCAGAAUUCCAAAGAGUAGUUGAAGUGCUCCAGGACAACUUGGACUUUGACAUUGAUGUGAAUGCCUCUGUGUUUGAAACCAACAUCCGAGUGGUAGGAGGACUUCUGUCUGCCCACCUGCUAUCAAAGAAGGCUGGGGUGGAGGUGGAGGCCGGAUGGCCCUGCUCUGGACCUCUCCUGAGGCUGGCCGAGGAGGCAGCUCGAAAACUCCUCCCAGCCUUUCAGACUCCCACUGGCAUGCCAUAUGGAACGGUGAAUCUGCUUCAUGGCGUGAACCCAGGAGAGACCCCUGUCACCUGUACGGCAGGGAUUGGGACCUUCAUUGUGGAAUUUGCCACCCUGAGCAGCCUCACUGGUGACCCUGUGUUUGAAGACGUGGCAAGAGUAGCCCUGAUGCGUCUCUGGGAGAGCCGGUCAGAUAUCGGACUGGUCGGUAACCACAUUGACGUGCUCACUGGCAAGUGGGUGGCCCAGGACGCGGGCAUUGGGGCUGGUGUGGACUCCUACUUUGAGUACCUGGUGAAGGGAGCCAUCCUACUUCAGGAUAAGAAGCUCAUGGCCAUGUUCCUAGAAUAUAACAAAGCCAUUCGGAAUUAUACCCGCUUUGAUGACUGGUACCUGUGGGUGCAGAUGUACAAGGGGACUGUAUCCAUGCCGGUCUUCCAGUCCUUGGAGGCCUACUGGCCUGGACUUCAGAGCCUCAUUGGGGACAUUGACAAUGCCAUGAAGACCUUCCUUAACUACUACACUGUGUGGAAGCAGUUUGGGGGGCUCCCAGAAUUCUACAACAUUCCUCAGGGAUACACAGUGGAGAAGCGAGAGGGCUACCCACUUCGGCCAGAGCUCAUUGAGAGCGCCAUGUACCUCUACCGUGCUACAGGGGAUCCUACCCUCUUAGAGCUUGGAAGAGAUGCUGUGGAGUCCAUUGAAAAAAUCAGCAAAGUGGAGUGUGGUUUUGCAACAAUCAAAGAUCUGCGAGACCACAAGCUCGACAACCGCAUGGAGUCUUUCUUCCUGGCCGAGACUGUGAAAUACCUCUAUCUGCUGUUUGACCCGAACAACUUCAUUCACAACAACGGCUCCACCUUUGAUACAGUGAUCACUCCUUAUGGGGAGUGCAUCCUGGGGGCUGGGGGCUACAUCUUCAACACGGAAGCGCACCCCAUCGACCCCGCUGCCCUGCACUGUUGCAGGAGGCUGAAGGAAGAGCAGUGGGAAGUGGAGGACUUGAUGAGGGAAUUCUUCUCUCUCAGACGGAAUAGGUCAAGAGUUAAGAAGACGAUGAGCUCAGGGCCAUGGGAACCUCCAGCAGGGCCAGGAACAUUCUCCCCACCUGAAAACCAUGAUGGGGUGAGGGAGAGGAAGCCGGCCAAGCAGAAAACCCCACUUCUCAGCUGCCCUAGUCAGCCCUUUACCUCUAAGCUGGCAUUACUGGGACAGGUUUUCCUGGAUCCCUCAUAAUCACUGGAUGAUUUUUGUUCUGUUUUUGAAACUAGACUGUAACAAUAAAUCUGCUUUUGACUGUCAUGCUUUUCUAUUUAAUGUAUUGGGUUGUUUCA